CAGAUGGCUGAAGAUAUGAAAAAGCUUCACAUAGUAAUGCUUCCAUGGUUAGCCUUUGGUCACAUGUUUCCAAACCUUGAGUUGGCCAAGCUCAUAGCUCAAAAGGGUCAUCGUGUAAGCUUCGUAUCCACCCCAAGAAACAUAAAACGCCUCCCCAAACUAUCACCAAACUUGGCUAUAUUCAUCAAAUACGUGAAGCUUCCAUUGCCCAAAGUCGAGAACCUUCCAGAAAACGCAGAGGCCACUACCGACAUCCCCUACGACCUCGUUCCAUUCCUUAAAAAAGCCUACGAUGCCCUCCAUGAACCUUUAACUCGUUUUCUCGAAUCUUCCAAUGCCGAUUCGAUCUUCUACGACUUUGCUCCCUUCUGGGUAGGUUCUGUUGCUUCGAAACUCGUUAUUAGGAGCGUGUUUUACAGCACUUUUCCUGCUCCAGUUCUAGGCUUCGUUGGGCCCGCUGAGUUUCUCACCGGCAAUGACCCGUUCCGAAAAAACCCCGAAGACUUCACAGUUCAUCCUCCGUGGGUCCCUUUUCCAACCACCGUUGCAUUUCGUUUAUUUGAAAUCAUGCGGAUCUUCGACAUUGUCUCCGGCGGUAGCUCCGGUAUUUCAGACAUGAACAGGCUCAGUUUAUGUAUCCAAAACUGUGAUGUCGUGGUAGUUAGAGGGUGCACCAAUUUCGAACCGGAAUGGUUUCAAGUGUUGGAGAACAUUUACCAGAAACCGGUUCUCCCCGUUGGUCAAUUACCCAGCACGGGGUUUGACGACGACGACGACGAGAAUGACACGUGGCGGUGGAUGAAGGAUUGGUUGGACAAACAAGCGCGUGGCAGUGUGGUGUACGUGGCGUUUGGAAGUGAAGCGAAACCGAGUCAAGAAGAAGUCACGGAGAUAGCUCUAGGGUUGGAGAAAUCGAAGCUUCCAUUUUUCUGGGCUCUGAGGCUUCAACGUGGGCCCUGGGACCCACAUGUGCUACGGUUACCAGAAGGGUUUGAGGAGCGAACCCAAGGGCGUGGAGUGGUGUGCACCACCUGGGCCCCACAACUGAAGAUAUUGGGCCACGUGGCAGUCGGUGGGUUCUUGAGUCACGCUGGGUGGACCUCUGUGGUGGAGGCUGUUCAGACAGAGAAGCCACUGGUACUGUUACCGUUUCUUGCAGACCAAGGGUUGAACGCAAGGAUGUUAGAGGAGAAGAAGAUGGGUUACACGGUGCCCAGGAACGAGCGAGAUGGAUCCUUCACGAGUGACUCGGUCGCUGACUCGGUGAGGCUGGUUAUGGUUGAAGAAGAGGGAAGGAUCUAUAGGGAAAAUAUUAAAGAGGUGAAGGAUUUAUUUGUCAAUAAGGAAAGACAAGAAAGGUACAUUGAUGAGUUGUUGCACUACCUUGGGACCCUGCCGAAACGUUAAUCUCGUUAUUGGGUUGGUUCUGAGCUUCUACUAGAUAAUAUUUGUUUUGUUGAAGUGAUAUAAUAAAACCUCUGUAUUAAUUAGAUAAG
This is a messenger RNA of Abrus precatorius (Indian licorice), 1496 nucleotides long. Its product is annotated as UDP-glycosyltransferase 91A1-like. Gene Ontology annotation, molecular function: UDP-glycosyltransferase activity. The transcript has a single exon. The record is from RefSeq and is a predicted model, not a curated record. The coding region runs from base 4 to 1407 and encodes 467 amino acids. Lineage: Eukaryota; Viridiplantae; Streptophyta; Magnoliopsida; Fabales; Fabaceae.